AUGGGUUGCGGAAUGAGUACGGAGGAGAAGGAGGGCAAGGCCCGGAACGAGGAGAUUGAGAAUCAAUUGAAGAGGGAUCGUAUGCAACAACGCAACGAGAUCAAGAUGUUGCUUCUGGGUGCUGGUGAAUCCGGAAAGUCGACAAUCCUGAAGCAGAUGAAGCUUAUCCACGAGGGCGGUUAUUCACGCGACGAGCGGGAAUCCUUCAAGGAGAUUAUCUUCAGCAACACGGUCCAGUCCAUGCGCGUCAUUCUCGAGGCGAUGGAGUCCUUGGAGCUGCCGCUUGCCGACCCGCGCAUGGAAUACCACGUCCAGACCAUCUUCAUGCAACCAGCCCAGAUCGAGGGAGAUGUCUUACCCCCCGAGGUCGGCAACGCGAUUGAGGCGCUUUGGGGUGAUGCUGGUGUUCAGAGCUGCUUCAAGCGGUCAAGAGAGUACCAAUUGAACGACUCGGCGAGAUACUAUUUUGAUAACAUCCAGCGUAUCGCAGCCCCAGACUACAUGCCCAAUGAUCAGGAUGUUUUGCGGUCGCGUGUCAAGACGACUGGUAUCACCGAGACGACCUUCAUUAUCGGCGAACUCACGUACCGCAUGUUCGACGUCGGUGGUCAGCGGUCGGAGCGGAAGAAGUGGAUUCACUGCUUCGAGAACGUCACCACCAUCCUGUUCCUGGUCGCCAUCUCCGAGUACGAUCAGCUUCUGUUCGAAGACGAGACGGUCAACCGCAUGCAAGAAGCGCUCACGCUGUUUGACUCGAUCUGCAACUCGAGGUGGUUCAUCAAGACUUCCAUCAUCCUCUUCCUCAACAAGAUUGAUCGCUUCAAGGAGAAGCUGCCCGUCAGCCCGAUGAAGAACUACUUCCCCGACUACGAGGGUGGUGACGACUACGGCGCGGCAUGCGACUACAUCCUCAACCGCUUCGUCAGCCUGAACCAGCACGAGAGCAAGCAGAUCUACACACAUUUCACAUGCGCGACCGACACAACGCAAAUCCGCUUCGUCAUGGCGGCGGUAAACGAUAUCAUCAUUCAAGAGAACCUGCGCCUCUGCGGCCUCAUCUGA
Messenger RNA from Canariomyces notabilis, 1062 nucleotides. Its product is annotated as guanine nucleotide binding protein, alpha subunit. The coding region runs from base 1 to 1062 and encodes 353 amino acids. NCBI's taxonomy places the organism in Eukaryota, Fungi, Ascomycota, Sordariomycetes, Sordariales, Chaetomiaceae. The record is from RefSeq and is a predicted model, not a curated record. Gene Ontology annotation, biological process: G protein-coupled receptor signaling pathway. Gene Ontology annotation, cellular component: heterotrimeric G-protein complex. The transcript is spliced from 4 exons. Gene Ontology annotation, molecular function: G protein-coupled receptor binding; G-protein beta/gamma-subunit complex binding; GTPase activity.